Radiomyces spectabilis is the source of this 3670-nucleotide messenger RNA. Its product is annotated as armadillo-type protein. Gene Ontology annotation, cellular component: nuclear envelope; cytosol. NCBI's taxonomy places the organism in Eukaryota, Fungi, Mucoromycota, Mucoromycetes, Mucorales, Radiomycetaceae. Gene Ontology annotation, biological process: protein import into nucleus. The transcript has 12 exons. Gene Ontology annotation, molecular function: small GTPase binding. The record is from RefSeq and is a predicted model, not a curated record. The coding region runs from base 188 to 3289 and encodes 1033 amino acids.
AUAAGCUUUACCGCGUCUCCAAAAGGACCUUUUUUUUUAUUAUUGCUAUCGUGCGUGUGCGUGAGCUACUGUGUGCGUCUUGCGUCUGUGUGUCUGUGUGUCUAUUUCCCAGCGCCUUUUGAAAAGAAACCCUCCAUACGCAUUUCCUCUUUUUUUACCUUCUUCUUUUCUUAUUCCAUCCGUCGUCAUGGAUCAAAACGCCGUUUAUCAGUUGUUCGUCGCAACGUACCAUCCCGAUCCGAACGUUCACAAACAAGCCGAACUCAAUAUCAGAAAUCUUGAAACUCAUAAUGGCUUUGUUCCCGUGGUUUUGCAAAUCCUCGCUUCUGAAGAACUCGAAUUGGGCGCUCGUCAAGCUGCCGCCAUUUACUUCAAAAACCGUAUGAAUAAGGCUUGGGAUCGAUCACGCACAGCCACCAUACCUAUCAAUGAAGAAGAUCGUACCAUGGUUAAACAAACCAUUCUUCAAGCUCUCGUCACAGCACCUAAUGCCGUAAAGGUUCAAUUGACUUCGUGUCUCAACACGAUCUUGAGCAACGAUUUUCCCGACCAAUGGCCCAACUUUGUAAAGGAAUUGGAGACGUUUUUGACUUCCUCGGAUGUUCGUCUUGUCUAUGUCGGUUUGUUGGCUUUGCGUGAAGUGGUCAAAGUGUACCAAUGGAAAUCCAUGGAACGACGAGAACCUUUGCAGCACAUCAUUCAGUUGACAUUCCCUGCCAUUCAAUCGAUCUGCAAUAAUCUCGUGACCUCGGACAGUUUGGAAGCGGCCGAGAUGCUCAAAUUGGCUCUUAAAAUUUAUCACUCGGGUAUCCAGGUGGAACUUCCCAAAUGUCUUCAAGAUCCUUCGUCUUUGGUGCCCUGGGGCACUUUGUUCUUGCAAUUAGUAGAUAAGCGGAUCCCCAUGGAAGCGCUUCCUGCAGAUCCCGAGGAACGCGAGAAAUACCCAUGGUGGAAGACCAAGAAGUGGGCUUAUCACUGUCUGAACCGUUUGUUUACCAAAUACGGUAAUCCUGCCUUGCUCCCUCCCAGUGCGUCCAAAUACACAGCUUUCGCCAAAGGUUUUGUUGCCAACUUUGCACCCAAUAUCUUGCAAACGUAUUUGAAACAAGUGGAAGGCUGGAUCAAGAAGGAAUUGUGGAUUUCAAGCAAAUGUCUGGCUUUGACAGCCGCCUUUUUUGAUGACAGUAUCAAGCACAAGACGACGUGGGCCAUUCUCAAGCCUCACACCGAAACCUUGGUGGCACACUUUAUCUUUCCUCAAUUAUGUUUCUCGGCCGAAGAUGAGGAACUGUGGACAGAGGAUCCCGUGGAAUAUGUGCAUAAAAAGGUGGACCCCUUGGAAGACUUCCAUUCGCCUCAGACGAACGCAACCAACUUUUUGAUCGAUCUUGCACGUGAUCGCAAGAAGCAUACUUUUAUGGGCAUUCUUGGAUUUAUCAACAGUGUACUCAACAAGUACUUGGAAACCCCCGAAGAGCAAAAGGACGGUCGUGAGAAGGAUGGUGCUUUGUGCAUGAUUGCUUGUCUUUCGCAUCAAGUCUUGAAGAAGAAAUCUCCCGUCGCCAACAUGAUGGAACCAUUCUUUGUCACCCACGUAUUCCCCGAAUUCAAGAGUCGCUUCCCCUUCCUUCGGGCCAGAGCUUGUGAUAUGGCCAAACACUUUAGUGAUUUGGACUUUGCCAAUGAACAGAAUCUCGCCAUUUUGUAUCAAAACGUGCUGGAUUCACUUCGUGAUACGGAACUUCCCGUCAAAGUGCAGGCGGCUUUGGCUUUGCAACCCAUGAUCCGUCACGAAAGCGUUCGCAAUGCAAUGGUGCCUAACCUUCCUUUCAUCAUGCAAGAAUUACUCAACUUGACCAACGAAAUCGACAUUGAUACCUUGGCUUCGGUGAUGGAAGAGUUUGUGGAAGUGUUUGCCGAGCAGUUGACACCGUUUGCGGUUCAGCUGUGUACGCAAUUGCGCGAUACGUUUUUGCGUAUUAUGGAAGAUUUGGCGCAAAGCAACCAAGCCGAGGAUGAUGAAGAGUUCACAGGUGACAUCGACGAACUGAGUGAUAAGACGAUGGCGGCCAUGGGCGUUCUCAAGACCAUUGGCACGUUGAUCUUGAGCUUGGAAAGUACUCCGGAAAUUCUGCAACAAUUGGAAAACGCGCUUUUGCCCGUGAUCACGUACACUCUGGAGAACUCGAUCCUUGACAUUUACGAUGAAAUCUUCGAAAUCAUUGAUUCUUGCACGUUCUCGGCCAAGCGAGUCACGCCCACGAUGUGGAGUGUGUUCGAACUGAUCUACAAGGCAUUCAAAUCAGAAGGCAUUGAUUACAUGGAUGAAAUGUUGCCUCCUCUGGAUAACUACAUUUCCUACGGCAAGGAUGUGUUUAUCAGCAACGAAGGUGUUCAGCACAUGAUGUUUGACAUUAUCGACACCGUCAUGAAGAGUGAUCGUUUGGGUGAAAAUGACCGUGUCUGUGCUUGCAAACUAAUGGAAUCCGUGUUGCUGAACUGCCGAGGUCAUGUGGAUAGGUUGGUGGCGCCUUUCCUCAACUUAGCUUUCCAAUACAUCUUCACCAACGAGAUGAAGACGGUGGAGUUCAAGGUGCACUGUUUGGAAGUGGUCAUUAACUGCGUCUACUAUAACCCUGCGCUGACCCUUCGCCUGUUGGAAGAAAACCAAUGGACCCAAGGCUUCUUCACCAUGUGGUUCAACACAUUAGACAAAUUCUCAAGAGUCCACGAUAAGAAGUUAGUGAUUGUUGCCCUCUGUGCUCUGUUGGAAUUGCCUGGUGAUCAAGUCCCUGCGUCUUUGCAAGCUGGUUGGUCCCAGAUCUUGGCAGGCAUCUUGAAUGUAUUCAAGAGCUUGCCCAAGGCCAUGGAGAAUCGCGCAAGCAUGGAAAAACUGUAUGGUGAUUUCGAUCAUGAUGAUUUCGACGGUGAAGAUUUUGAUGCCGACGAAGACGAAUUGGAAGAAGGAGCAGAUGAUGAUGAUGUGCCUGAUCAGGACAACGAGUAUUUGGAAUAUCUCGCUCAACAGGCCGCUACCCAUGCGGAUGACGAUUUCGAUGAAUACGAAGAUGAGAUGGAGGAAGAGAUCCUGUUCGAAUCACCUUUGGAUGAGAUUGAUCCUUACAUCAGAUUCGAACAAGUAUUCCGAACCAUGCAACAAAGCAAUCCUUCGGCGUACACGCAACUGACCAAGGAUCUGGACGCGGACCAACAAAACUAUGUCAUGUCUGUCUUAUCAACGGCUGAACAGCAUCGAAAUCAACCUGCCGUCUCUACCAGCGCAGCUUAAAAAAGCGACGUACUCCAUUUCGAUGUUUAUUUUUUUUUCUCUUUGUUCCUUGUUCUACAUUUGUACGUGUGUGUUUGCUUUAAACGUUUUAUAACCUUUCCUUUUUUUUUUUGGUCUUUUGCAUUUCAACCUUCCUGUGGCCCAUUGAGCCAUCUCAUGUCUUUUUUUCUCUUUCUUUUCCUUUAUUACAUAGAGUAGUUUUAUCGCAUUGAAUUUUUCUUCCUUUUUUCUUAGUUUAGUUUCUAUUAUUCUCGAUUCAAAUGAUGUUAAAAAAAUAGUUCUGCCUCUUUAACACUGUAAACGUGAUUGCUGUAUACUUUUUGGCUUCUUACAUUUAUGCACAAUCAAAGUUUGCGAUGCGUUUGCUUGUAAAGAGUACCC